Messenger RNA from Ailuropoda melanoleuca (giant panda), 932 nucleotides. Its product is annotated as olfactory receptor 51I2-like. Gene Ontology annotation, molecular function: G protein-coupled receptor activity; olfactory receptor activity. Gene Ontology annotation, biological process: G protein-coupled receptor signaling pathway. The record is from RefSeq and is a predicted model, not a curated record. NCBI's taxonomy places the organism in Eukaryota, Metazoa, Chordata, Mammalia, Carnivora, Ursidae. The annotation marks the transcript as partial. The transcript has a single exon. Gene Ontology annotation, cellular component: plasma membrane.
AUGUCUAUGUUCAAUGGCACCUACUACCAGCCUCCAUUCUUCCUUCUUUCAGGAAUCCCGGGGCUAGAGGAGUCUUGCAUCUGGAUCUCCAUCCCACUGGGCAUCAUGUAUGUAAUUGCCAUCCUGGGGAACAGCAUCAUUAUUCACAUAAUACACAAGAAUCCCAGCCUUCACGAGCCUCAGUGUGUGUUCUUGUCCCUGUUGGCAGCCACUGACAUAGACAUGUCAGCAUCUACACUGCUUACUGUGCUUAGUGUCUUUCUCCUCAACCACAGAAGGACUGAGUUCCACAGUAGCCUGGUUCAGAUGUUCUUCAUCCACACCUUCUCUUCCAUGGAGUCAGCCAUCCUGCUGGCCAUGGCUUUUGACCGCUUUGUUGCCAUAUGCAACCCACUACGCUACACUGUUGUCCUGACACAUUCCCGCAUUAUUCAGAUGGGAUUGGCUGCUGUGGCUUGAGGAGUGGCACUGAUGGCCCCCUUGCCCAUCCUGCUCAAACGGCUUCCCUUCUGUAAGAACAUCAUCCUAACCCACUCGUUCUGCUUCCACCCUGACGUGUUGAAGCUAGCUUGUGCAUCCAUUCGUGUGAAUAUCAUUUAUGGGCUGGCAUUGAUUCUCUGCUCCUUUGGUGUUGACUCUGUCUUUAUUGUUCUGUCUUAUACUUUGAUCUUGAAGAAAGUUCUGGGCAUUCCUUCCAGGGAAGGAUGGCUUAAGGCACUCAACACAUGCGUCUCCCAUAUUGUCACUGUCCUCAUUUUCUAUGUCCCACUUAUUGCCUUCGCCCUGAUCCACAGGAUAGGCAAAUGCCACUCCCCUCUCCCCCAUGUCACUAUGUCCAACAUUUUCCUUUUCCUCACACCUGUCCUCAACCCUCUGGUUUAUAGUGUGAAAACAAAACAGAUUAGAAGGGCACUACGUAGACUGUACUUAAG